GAAGCAGAGCCAUUGUAAUGGAGUGCCAAUAUGGGCCAAGAAGGAAAGGGUUCCAGCCCAAAAAAGCGGAAUGCACCUCUGGCCAUGUGUACAAAGCCACUUGUCCAGCAAGGAUCUAUAUUAAAAAGGUUCAAAAGUUUCCGGAAUACAGAGUUCCUACUGACCCUAAAAUUGACAAGAAAAUCAUAAGAAUGGAACAGGAGAAAGCAUUCAACAUGCUGAAGAAGAACUUGGUAGAUGCUGGCGGUGUCCUCAGGUGGUAUGUACAAUUACCCACUCAGCAAGCCCACCAAUAUCAUGAAAUGGAAACUUCCUGCCUCCCUUCUUCACCAUCCCAUUUUUCUGUGCCUCCUCCUGAGGAGGAGGAGGAAAUUGUUAGAGAUGAGAACUGUGCUCUGCCUUCCCGACUUCAUCCUCAAGUGGCAGACAAGAUCCGAGAACUGGUGUCUCGGGGAAUAGAGCAGGUCUAUGCAGUGAGGAAGCAACUAAGAAAGUAUGUGGAAAGAGAAUUAUUCAAGCCUGAUGAAGUGCCAGAGAGACAUAACCUGUCCUUCUUCCCCACUGUGAAUGACAUCAAGAACCACAUUCAUGAAGUGCAGAAGUCCCUGAGGAAUGGCGAGAUGGUGUAUAAUUCAGAAAGUAUCCCAGCAACGCUGCAGUGGACCACAGACAGUGGGAAUGUUCUCACAGAAACAGUGACCGUUACGUUUGCAUCACCACCUUCAGAUGAGUCGGUUGUCACUAAGGCAGAAUCCAACCAGAGCGGGGAGUCCUUGCUACCAGAAACAGCUCAGCUGUUAUCUUCACUCUCUUCACUUCAGCCCAAGAUAUUUGCAGAACUUCAGGGGUUACAGCUGCAGUCAACUUUUACCUCCACAAGUGGAUCAACAGCCCUGAUAGCUGUAAAUAACCAUUCUCCUCCCAGCCCUGCAAGUCUCCUGGAUUCCACAGGGAGUGCAGUAACCAACCAUUCUCUAGUACUUAGUCAGGGACACAGUCUGCAAGCAGGUGCUGACCUAACACAGCAUAGGGCUGCUGCCUCUGCUUUUGGAACUCCUCCUGGCUCUGAUCAGAGUCUGGUCAACAUGGGCCAGUUGGUAGCAGUUGGAGGGGCAGAUGACUCCAGAAGCCUAGAAGGAGUCCAUCAGAUUCUCUUGGGAGAUGUACAGACUAUUCCAGUACGGAUUGUGGACAGCCAUCCCACACUUACUGAAGAAAAUACAGAGGCUGUUAUCUGUGUGAGCCAAGUUAAACAAGAGCCAAGAGAAAAAGCAUUGUCUAUGGAGCCCGAUAAAAUCAGAGACUGCCAUAGUUCCUCAACUGUUUAA
Messenger RNA from Tauraco erythrolophus (red-crested turaco), 1328 nucleotides. NCBI's taxonomy places the organism in Eukaryota, Metazoa, Chordata, Aves, Musophagiformes, Musophagidae. The record is from RefSeq and is a predicted model, not a curated record.